Messenger RNA from Physella acuta, 1137 nucleotides. RefSeq lists its product as uncharacterized. NCBI's taxonomy places the organism in Eukaryota, Metazoa, Mollusca, Gastropoda, Physidae. Gene Ontology annotation, molecular function: GTP binding. The record is from RefSeq and is a predicted model, not a curated record.
AUGGCAUCACCACCCAGGCAAAAAAUUACGCUGUUAUUGACUGGCAAGGUUGGCUAUGGCAAAAGUGCAUGCGGUAAUUCUAUUCUAGGUCGGAAAGCUUUUCAAGCCGAUAACGGUUCUAAGCUGUGCACUUUUAUGAUUAAUGAGAGAAGUGGAGAACGUGAUGGUACCUUGGACGUUAGAGUUAUCGACACGCCCGGCGUGAUGGAGCUUGAUGAAAAACAAGAACUUAUAAACACAACUAUAGAGAUCCCGAGUGUAAUGAGCGCCUGUCCAGAAGGAAUACACGCAAUUUGUUUAGUUUUAAAAUAUGACAAUAUAUUUACUUCAGAAGACAGUCAAGCUGUUAGUAAAAUUAAAAAGAUAUUUGGUGAAAACUUUCUUACAAAUCACGGAGUUAUUAUAAUGACUGGUGGAGAUAUGCUUGAAGCAAAGGAUGGCAGAGAAGAGGCUACAUUUCAACAGUGGUUUGAGAGACAGCCAGGUGAAUUACAGAAGCUAAUUAUUGAAUGUGGGAACAGAGUGGUGUUGUUUUAUAAUAUAGGGACACAGUUUGUAAAGAAACGGAAAGAAGCCGUGGAUCAAUUAUUAAACAUGGCCAUGGAAAUAAGUAAAAAUAGAUUGUAUACACAGGAUAUGUUUAAACGCAGUUUUCUGGUGCGCGAAGUAGAAAUUUUACAUCUGAAAGUACCAAGGCUACGUUUAUCUAUGAAAAACAGUUUGGAAGAAAUGAAAUCAGAUAUCUUUCAGUUGAUACAUAGAGAUAUUGUAACCGAAAGCGAUUUAAAUAGAUUAAAGAUUUCCAAUAAAAAUAUUCUUGAAAGAAUUAUUGAUGAACGUAAGGAUGCAGACAUACCAACGCAAUUAAUCGACCAUGUUGAAAUUAUUCAUAGAAAUUUAAUUGUAUUCGAUGUGAAAUUAAAAGUGGAAAUGCAAUUGUUUCAAGUUAUUAAAGUAUUAGAUAGACUUCUAGAUACACCAAGAAGAAGAGUUGAAAAUACAAAAAGAUCUACUAUCAACGUUGGACAUAGCAAAAGUGCCAGUGGGUGUGAUGCUUCUCUAAAGGAUCGCAGUACUCAAUCGUUUACUGACAAGACCAUGGGCGAAUCUGCAACACGGAGCAGUUCAAAGGUAUAA